Molecule: messenger RNA, 1072 nt
Organism: Tarenaya hassleriana
Lineage: Eukaryota; Viridiplantae; Streptophyta; Magnoliopsida; Brassicales; Cleomaceae
Product: 60S ribosomal protein L8-3-like
Exons: 2
Coding region: 76-858 (260 amino acids)
Biological process (GO): cytoplasmic translation
Cellular component (GO): ribosome; cytosolic large ribosomal subunit
Molecular function (GO): RNA binding; structural constituent of ribosome
Source: RefSeq, a predicted model, not a curated record
CAACAAAAAAAAAAAACCCUAGCUUUCAUUUCGCUUCUUCUCCUGCCGCAGUCCCCAUCUUCUUCCGCCGUCUCCAUGGGUCGUGUCAUCAGAGCUCAGCGUAAGGGUGCUGGCUCCGUCUUCAAAUCUCACACGCACCACCGCAAGGGUCCGGCUAAGUUCCGGAGCCUCGAUUUCGGCGAGCGCAAUGGCUACCUGAAGGGUGUCGUCACCGAGAUCAUCCACGACCCAGGCCGUGGCGCCCCUCUCGCUCGCGUCGUUUUCCGACAUCCGUUCCGUUACAAGAAGCAGAAGGAGCUCUUCGUCGCCGCCGAGGGUAUGUACACCGGUCAGUUCGUGUACUGUGGUAAGAGAGCCUCUCUCGUUGUCGGUAACGUCCUCCCUCUCAGAUCUAUCCCUGAGGGAGCUGUCGUCUGCAACGUUGAGCACCAUGUCGGUGAUCGUGGUGUUUUCGCUAGGGCUUCCGGUGAUUACGCCAUCGUUAUUGCUCACAACCCCGAUAACGACACCACUAGAAUCAAGCUUCCAUCUGGUUCAAAGAAGAUUGUCCCGAGUGCCUGCAGGGCCAUGGUCGGUCAAGUGGCAGGCGGUGGAAGAACUGAGAAGCCUAUGCUCAAGGCGGGUAAUGCUUAUCACAAGUUCCGAGUGAAGAGGAACUGCUGGCCUAAGGUUCGUGGUGUGGCUAUGAACCCUGUCGAGCAUCCUCACGGAGGAGGUAACCAUCAACACAUUGGUCAUGCCAGUACGGUCAGACGUGACGCUCCUCCUGGACAGAAGGUCGGUCUCAUCGCCGCCAGGAGGACCGGUCGUCUCAGAGGUCAAGCUGCCGCCACAGCUUCCAAGGCCGACAAGGCUUAGUAGCGAUCUCUUAUCCAUAUCUUAUCUGCGUCUCUCUUUUUUCAGCAUUUUUGUUGUGUUUUGAUUCAGACUUCGUUCUUGAUUCCCAAUAUUCACAGUUGUUUUAGAACGUUCUAUCUGAGUAGAUGGAAUCUUUUGUUUGUCCUCAGUCGAAGAACUCGUACUCUCUGCAUCUGCUAUUCAAUGGUAGUGGUUUUGACUUUUUGGUUAUGAA